AUGAAGGUGAAUGCUAGCAAAAUCAAAAUGUUUUUCUCUAAUAAUAUUCAUAAUUGCAAACGUGAAGAAUUGAGUUCAUUCUUGGGUUUCUCUAGAACAGAUGACUUGGGUAAAUAUCUUAGUGUAAAUCUCCAUCAUAAACGGGUUACUAAGGAGACUUUUGGUGAAGUGGUUGAUAAGGGAAUCUGGCAUAUGGUUGAGGAAGGAAUUAAGAUGGCAGGCAACAAUGAUAUUCGAUGGAAAUGGGAACACGCUGCACAGGAAGUGAUGGAGCUUAUUAAUGGAGGAGAUUUCAAUCUUCAGCAAGACAGGUUGCCAUUGGAAGAGAUCAUAUCGAUGCUUCAACAAGAGUGGAAAUAUUUGGAGGGUUCCAGAGAAACUACGAGUUACAGGCCUCAACUUGUAGCCAUGGGACCCAUUCACAGUGGGACCGAAAGCGAACUGCAAAUCAUGGAAGAGACCAAAUGGCGCUACAUGCACCAUCUUCUUUCGCGUCCCACUGGAAACUUGCAGUGCAAGACCCUUAGAAGUUGCUGUGAGCUCCUGAUAGGCUUUGACAGUAUAAUUCGAGCCAGCUAUGCCGAUGGGGAGACAAUGGAAUUGGGAGCAGAGGAGCUUGCCAGAAUAAUGCUACUUGAUGGCUGCUUUCUCUUGGAGCUUCUGCUCAAACUCCAAGAAAAUGUCAUCACAGAUCCGCCGCUCCGUCACAAUCAGAGUGAUCCUUCUCUGGAUUUUACCGACGACAAGAAAAAGAUCUUGCGUGUUCUCACUGAUCUUACGCUGCUCGAGAACCAAAUCCCUUUGCUACAGAAAAAGAACUUUCUCCUGAAAAACUUGCCGAGUCACACUUUGAAUGCAAGGUUGCCAACUGUCACGGGCUGA
This is a messenger RNA of Prosopis cineraria, 882 nucleotides long. RefSeq lists its product as uncharacterized. The record is from RefSeq and is a predicted model, not a curated record. The transcript is spliced from 4 exons. Lineage: Eukaryota; Viridiplantae; Streptophyta; Magnoliopsida; Fabales; Fabaceae. The coding region runs from base 1 to 882 and encodes 293 amino acids.